ACGAUGAGUUCCGCGUUCGUGCGUGCUGCCUUCCAAUAGAAAGUCUGGGUGUGAUUUAAACAGAUUCAACCGACACGCCAAGUUAUCAAACUGGAUUUGGUCAAAGGAGAGUAAACUAGGCCGGAUUUUUUGGAUUUUACAGUACCCGUACUGUAAACGACUUGGAACGAAAAAGGACUCUUCUCUUUUUUUAAGUAAUGCAAGCAGCAGCAGCAGCAGUGAUGGAGGAAUCUAACGCAACUACCAUCGAGCAACAACCCAUCGCCCUCAUCAAUGGCCAAGAGCAGGUGUCCAACGAGCAGCAACCAUCAUCGCCCACUACUUCGGUGGCCACGCCCACCAGCACCACCAGCGGCGGCACUGGCAAUGCCACACCCGCCUUUAGCUACGACGACCUGUUCCCGGCUCUGCCGGCCAACACCUCGGCGCCGUCGCAAUCCGGAGCUUCCAGCUCGACGAUAGCCCGUGUGACUAGCUCGCAGAAGACGCAGGUGUUGCAUGUUCCCUGCGAGGAGCGCAAGUCCACGGAAUCGGAGAAGUUUGGCGAAGGCGAGUCGAAGCGGAUUUGCCAGCAGAUCACCAAGGAGACGGGCGCCCAGAUCGAGAUCGUUAGCGGCAAAAACCAAUCGCUUACCUUCUUGAUCAAGGGCAAGCAGAGCGAGCUGCUGGACGCUCGCCGUAAGAUUCUGAUGAGCUUCUCGACGCAGGCCAGUCGUCAGGUGACCGUUCCGCGGGAGCACUACCGCGUCAUCCUCGGCAAGGGUGGCCAGCGGCUGCGCGACCUUGAGCGCCUCACCUCCACGCGCAUCAACAUCCCCAGCCAAGGUGACGAGAGUGAGUUCAUCACCAUUGCCGGCACCAAGGAGGGCAUCGAAAAGGCCGAACAGGAGAUCCGUCAGCUGUCCGCCGAGCAGUACAAGAAGUCGUCGGACCGCACCACGGUGCCCAAGAUCUACCAUCCGUUCAUUGUUGGUCCCUAUAGCGAGAACCUGAACAAGUUGCAGGAGGAGACGGGCGCCAAGAUCAAUGUGCCGCCGCAGCAGGUGCAGAAGGACGAGAUCAUCAUCUCUGGCGAGAAGGAUGCCGUUGCAGCGGCAAAGGCGAAGGUGGAGGCCAUCUACAAGGAGAUGGAGAAGAAAUGCUCCACCGUCAGUGUGGAGGUGGCCAAGCCACAGCAUCGUUAUGUUAUCGGUCCCAAGGGCUCCACCAUCGCCGAGAUCCUGCAGCUGACCGGUGUGUCCGUGGAGAUGCCGCCCAAUGACUCCACCCUUGAGACCAUCACUCUGCGCGGACCCCAGGUGGCCCUGGGAAAUGCGCUCACCGUGGUUUACCAAAAGGCCAACUCUGUGAAGUCGGUGGAGAUCAAUGCGCCGCACUGGAUCCACAAGUAUGUGAUUGGUCGCAAGGGCGCCAACAUGAAGCAGCUGGAGGAGAACUGCCCCAACGUGAACGUCAACUGCCUGGAGGACAAGAUCAAGCUGGAGGGUGAUCCCGAGAACGUAGACCGGGCUGUCUCAUACCUGACCGAAAUUAUCCGCAACUACGAGGAUAACUUCACCUUCGAGGUAAUGACGGUCAAUCCCUCGUACUACAAGCACAUUAUCGGCAAGGCUGGCGCCAAUGUCAACCGUCUGAAGGAUGAGCUUAAGGUGAACAUCAACAUCGAGGAGCGCGAGGGCCAGAACAACAUCCGCAUCGAGGGGCCCAAGGAGGGAGUGCGGCUGGCGCAGCUUGAGUUACAAGAAAAAAUCGACAAACUGGAAAACGAAAAAUCGAAGGAUGUGAUCAUCGAUCGCCGUCUGCACCGUUCCAUUAUCGGCGCCAAGGGCGAGAAGAUUCGUGAGGUGAAGGACCGCUAUCGACAGGUGACGAUCACGAUACCCACGCCCCAGGAAAACACCGACAUUGUAAAGCUUCGCGGACCCAAGGAAGAUGUGGACAAGUGCCACAAGGAUCUGCUCAAGCUUGUCAAGGAGAUCCAAGAGUCAUCGCACAUCAUCGAGGUGCCCAUCUUUAAGCAGUUCCACAAGUUCGUCAUCGGCAAGGGAGGCGCUAACAUCAAGAAGAUCCGUGACGAGACGCAGACCAAGAUCGAUUUACCGGCCGAGGGAGACACCAACGAGGUGAUCGUCAUCACCGGAAAGAAGGAGAACGUCCUUGAGGCCAAGGAACGCAUCCAGAAGAUCCAGAACGAGCUCUCCGACAUCGUCACCGAGGAAGUGCAGAUCCCGCCCAAGUACUACAACUCGAUCAUCGGCACUGGCGGCAAGCUCAUUUCCUCCAUCAUGGAGGAAUGCGGCGGCGUGUCCAUCAAGUUCCCCAACAGCGACUCCAAGAGCGAUAAGGUCACCAUUCGGGGUCCCAAGGAUGAUGUGGAGAAGGCCAAGGGCCAGCUGUUGGAGCUGGCCAACGAGCGGCAGUUGGCUUCCUUUACUGCCGAGGUGCGUGCCAAACAGCAGCACCACAAGUUCCUCAUCGGUAAGAACGGCGCGUCCAUCCGCAAGAUUCGUGACGCUACCGGUGCCCGCAUUAUCUUCCCCUCGAACGAGGACACCGACAAGGAGGUGAUCACCAUCAUUGGAAAGGAGGAUAGCGUGAAGAAGGCCCGCGAGCAGCUGGAAGCGAUCAUCAAGGAGUGCGACGAGGUCACCGAGGGUGAGGUAGCCGUCGAUCCCAAGCACCACAAGCACUUUGUGGCCAAGCGCGGCACCAUCUUGCAUCGUAUUGCCGAGGAGUGCGGCGGCGUGAUGAUCUCCUUCCCCCGCGCCGGCACCAAUUCGGAUAAGGUGACGAUCAAGGGCGCCAAGGACUGCAUCGAAGCGGCCCGCCAGCGUAUCGAGGAGAUCGUUGCCGAUUUGGAGGCGCAGACCACCAUCGAGGUGGUGAUCCCGCAGCGCCAGCACCGCACUAUAAUGGGUGCUCGAGGCUUCAAGGUGCAGCAGGUGACCUCUGAGUUCGAUGUGCAAAUAAAGUUCCCCGAUCGCGAUGCCACCGAGCCCGUCGAGGGCCUCACCAAUGGCGGUAGCGGAGUUAACGGCGCCGGCGAUGGCCAGGACGGCGAGCAGGAAGCGGAGGCGGCAGAGCCAGUGCGUCAGUGCGACGUAAUCCGCAUCACGGGCAGGAUCGAGAAGUGCGAGGCCGCCAAACAGGCCCUGCUCGAUCUCAUUCCCAUCGAAGAAGAGUUGUCGGUGCCUUUCGACCUGCACCGCACCAUCAUUGGACCGCGUGGAGCCAAUGUCCGUCAGUUCAUGUCCACGCACGAUGUGCACGUGGAGCUGCCGCCCAGUGAGCUCAGAUCGGACGUGAUCAAGGUCUCUGGAACGCCCGCCCGCGUGGCCGAUGCGCGCGAGGCCCUGGAGAAGAUGAUCGAGGAGUACGAGGCCGAUCGGGCCGACCGUGAACUGCGCUCCUACGUCCUCCAGGUGGACGUGGACACCGAGUACCACUCGAAGCUCAUUGGCCGCCAUGGCGCCGUGAUUAACAAGCUGCGUGCCGAUCACGACGUCAACAUUUCGCUGCCCAAGCGCGACGAUCCCAAUCAGCGCAUCAUCUCCAUCACCGGCUACCAGGCCAAGGCUGAGGCAGCACGCGAUGCGAUCCUGGAGAUCGUCGGCGACCUCCAGACCCUCCACCGCGAGGUAAUUGAGAUCGAUACGCGCAUCCACUCGCACAUCAUUGGCCAUCGCGGACGCACCAUCCGCAAGAUCAUCGAGGAUCACAAGGUGGACAUCAAGUUCCCCACUUCCGACGAAGCUCAAACCAAUCCCAAUGCCGUGACCAUCAUUGGCAAGGAGGAGGACGUUGAGAACGCCAAGGAAGUGCUCUUGAGCAUGGCCGAGGACUACGAGCGUGAUUACUUGGAGAACUUGCCGCCAUCACCGCAGCCACAGACGGUCGGCGCUUUCCUAACUGGGUCAGGAUCUGGACCCGGUUCUGGCAGCGGCGCUGGCGGUGCUGCCAGCGAGAACGGUUUCGUCAUCAAGGACGCGCCGUGGGAGAAGAAGCAGCAGGCCAAGAAUCUGACUGCGCCGAACACUCAGUCGCAGGAGGACUUUCCUCACUUCGCUGCUGGCGGAGCUCCGGCCACCACCACGCCCAUCACUUCAGUGUGGGGGCCCAAGAACUAAGGUCGCCCUGCAGCAGCGUCAGCGGCAGCAGCAACAGUAGCAGCAAUAACUACGCGUCGGGGUGCGCCGGGGGUCGGAGCUGGAGCUGGGCGGCAGAGCAGCGGCGGCAGUCGUGCGAACGGAUGUCUCCUUAGUCGAAAACUAGUGUCAAAAACAAACGGUAUAUAGGUUGUCUCCCAGGAGCUUUUGUACAAAGCAAUUUGUGCACGUUAAUUGAAACAAAAAAAGGAAAAAAGAAAAUGUGAAUGACAAAACAAAACCAAGCAACUAUUUUUGUAUAUGAUUUGAUACAGAAUCGAACCCCAAAACACACACGAUCGCAAAGCAUAACAACAACAACAACGACACUCACACUCACACACGAUGAAAUUGCAUUUAUACAACAUAGAAUACAAGAACCGCGAAAUGAGCAACAGACAACAUAAAACUGAGAAACUGACUCACACGCCCACCCCAACCCGUUCCCCGUCACCCCCGAUGUGUCACUUUAUACAUAAAACACUUAAUUGCCAAUUUCUUUUUUGAUAUAAUAACCAACCAUUCUUCAUUGCAAUACGAAACAAAGCACAUAAAAUAUUCUAAUUAGUUGAAGAGAGCUCCCCCCGAAAAGUAUGGUUUUGUUAAUUGAAUUUUGAAAGGAAAUGAACGAAAGUACAUAAUUGUAAGCAUAAAAUGUUAAUUAUUUACAUUUACACAAUCAAUUUGUAAUUUCGAUCCUCUGUCUCUGUCCUCUCCGCCUCGCUUUUAUCUUAGCUUGAUUAUAUUCCAUACUCAGAUGUAGAUGUUCGUUUUCGGAAGAUUCCCCCCUCGAAAAGUUAGUGAUUAUUAUGAUUUAUGCGGCGGAAUGUAAAGGCCAACUAAAUGUUAAUGAACGUUAAUUGUAUUUGUAAAAACGUUUCCCCGAGCGAGAGAGUGUGGAUGAUGGAGGUGGCGAAUAUUAUUUGAACAGCAAUUAUAUAAUUAUACAACAAUUUAUACAUUACAAUUUACACUCUCAGCUCCUAUUCCCACUCUCCCGGAUCCUGCAAAGGCGAACCCGAACACACACACACAACACAAACACACCCCUACUAUUCACAUUUCAAAAUGAGUACCAACAUUUUAAUUUUGUGCAAUCCCCUUGAUUUAUAUUAAAUUGUUUUCGACUUAUGUUUUCCGCUCUUAACUUAAAUUUGUAUGCUCCGCGGUGUGCAUGGCCUUAAAAAAAAGGGAAAAAUAUAGAAAACACCCGAGUCCUACCAGUACUUUGUUGACUUUUCAGUUUUUUCCACCGCGCAUUAUAUAAUCUGACAGUUGAAACACAAAAGUAUGAGAAAAAAUUUUAAUUUUUUACUAUUACUAUUCAAUAAAAUUAUAAACAAAAAACAAAAAAACCAUAUAAAACCAUAAAUAAAAAACGUAAACAAAUUGUAUCUAUUUCGUUUCUUCGUUCGUUUUCUUCCGUUUUUGGAUUGCUUCUGUUUAAUUUGUUUGAUUUUUUUUUUAGAAAAAGAAACCUAAAAUGAUAACACCAAGAAUAUAACAGACCUGAUAUUGUAAAUUUUUAAAAAAUAUACAUACAUAUUUACAACAACUGCAUUAGUAAUUCUAAGAACGUAGCGAAUACGACGAAAUGAUAUAAAUGUAUAUAUUUUCCUAUAUUAACGGACAAAAUCAAAUGUACGACGAGAAGAGACGGAAGGCAAGGGCAUUCGGUGGCAUUUUGCACGGGCUGCAAAACAAGAUAUUUUCACUCACGACUCAACGUUUUUUAUUACAAUUAUUAUUAUCAUUUCAAAUGCAGAUAUAUGGCAGAAACAUUCAUCCGUUUGUAUUUAUUUCUUUUGAAAUACAAAAGUUUUAAACUGAAA
Molecule: messenger RNA, 5977 nt
Organism: Drosophila kikkawai
Lineage: Eukaryota; Metazoa; Arthropoda; Insecta; Diptera; Drosophilidae
Source: RefSeq, a predicted model, not a curated record